AUGGAUAUCGAUAUCGUCGAGGAGAAUGAGCAGCAGCUUCAGCCAGAGCCAGUCAAAGUCACCGGCAAACGGCCUGCCAACCUACCAGUCGACGAGGCCCACCCUUUUGACCUCGAGGCGUACAUCUCAAGCUACAAAGGACGUACAUACGUGGACCGUCUGGUGCAGAUAAUUGCGUUAUGCCCAUCGAUAGCGGCGCAGGCCCUGCAGCUUGCCCUACUGGAGGUGUUCCAGAUGCGCGACGUAAACCUGUAUCGCACGGUCCUGUCCACAUAUGAGCAGGUGUCUGUUGCUUCCAAUGGCCAACUCCCGCUAGUCGGUGACAUCGCGCCACUGAACCAGAAGUGGAUAGACGAGACGAAUCAGAAGAAUCAGGUCGAUCGGACGAAGCUCGAGGUCGAGCUGAAGACGUAUACAAGCAACAUGAUCAAGGAGAGCAUCCGGAUGGCGCAACGAGAUUUGGGCACGUUCUACCGCUCAGUCGGGGACCACACAGCAGCACUGAAGUACACCUCCAAAUCCCGCGAGUUCUGUACAACAAACCAGCAUGUCCUGGACAUAUGUCUUUCCAUACUCGAGCUGCUCAUCGAGUACCGCAACUACGCGCACAUCUCAACAUAUGCCUACAAGGCUGACACUGCGCUAGAGGCCACAGCCAACAUGGUGCGUGCGAACAGCAACAGUGCCGGUGCGACGGCGCCUGCGUCGCAGCCGAGUGUGAAGGAACGGGUGACGGCAGAGCGAGAGAAGGUGCAGACGAAGCUCGACGUUGCGAUGGCCUUGUCACAUCUUGGGCAAGGCAACUACGAGAAAGCGGCGGGCGCGUUCGUGAAGAUCGGUCCUAUCAAGGGCCUGGGCGACUGGACGGGCAGGAUCGUCGCACCUGGGGAUAUCGCGAUAUAUGCGACGCUAUGUGUGCUUGCGACCUUCACACGAGGCGCGAUCCGUGCUCAAGUGCUCGACAACGAUAAUUUCGGAGUGUACAUCGAGCAGGAACCAUACGUCCGCGAGCUCAUCGAGGCGUACAUGGGCAACCGGUUCAAGGCCGUUCUUGAGAUUCUCGACCGCUACACCACACGCCAUUUCAUCGACAUUCACCUCUCCGUGCACGUCACGAAUCUCACCAACCUUAUCCGCAGUCGGGCACUUGUGUUAUACUUCCAGCCUUUCGCGUCGAUCAAGCUAGAGCGCAUGAGCACCGCAUUCGGGUGGACCAUUGAGGAGCUCGAGGAACAGGUGGUCUCGCUCAUCCAGGCAGGCGAGAUCAAGGCGCGCAUCGAUAGGCAGAACAAGAUCCUGAAGGCGCGAGAGGUCGACCAGCGUACAGCGUUGUUCACCCGCGCGGUCAAGACCGGGGCGGACAUGCAAGCGGCGAACCGCAAACUCCUGCUGCGCCUGCGUCUACAGCAAGCGGACCUCGUAGUGAAGGCCCCGAAGGGCCAGUCUCUGAUGCCCCAUUCCAGUGAACUUGUCAACAUGUAUUGA
Sparassis crispa is the source of this 1485-nucleotide messenger RNA. RefSeq names its product COP9 signalosome complex subunit 1. The record is from RefSeq and is a predicted model, not a curated record. Bases 1 to 1485 code for a protein of 494 amino acids. Gene Ontology annotation, cellular component: COP9 signalosome. Lineage: Eukaryota; Fungi; Basidiomycota; Agaricomycetes; Polyporales; Sparassidaceae. The transcript is spliced from 8 exons.